Molecule: messenger RNA, 337 nt
Organism: Sarcophilus harrisii (Tasmanian devil)
Lineage: Eukaryota; Metazoa; Chordata; Mammalia; Dasyuromorphia; Dasyuridae
Gene: PIN4
Product: peptidylprolyl cis/trans isomerase, NIMA-interacting 4
Exons: 2
Biological process (GO): rRNA processing
Molecular function (GO): peptidyl-prolyl cis-trans isomerase activity; DNA binding
Source: RefSeq, a predicted model, not a curated record
AAUAAGCGUCUUUUUUUUUACAAAGGGGGAGCAGCUUCUGGGAGUGAAAAUACAGUUAAGAAACUUCAGGGUCCUAAAGGUGGUGGAAAUUCAGUAAAGGUGAGUGACAGUCACCUCAUUUUUUUCUCACAAAGUUUUACCACAACUGGAGAUUUGGGCUGGAUGUCAAGAGGCUCUAUGGUAGGCCCAUUCCAAGAAGUAGCUUUUUCCUUGCCCGUCAGCAGCUUGGACAAGCCUGUAUACACAGAUCCUCCGGUGAAAACCAAAUUUGGUUAUCAUAUUAUCAUGGUUGAAGGGAGAAAAUAAACUGUGAUAAAUGUGAUUUUUCUGAAUGUCA